Messenger RNA from Otolemur garnettii (small-eared galago), 659 nucleotides. It is a transcript of the gene S100A1, whose product is annotated as S100 calcium binding protein A1. The coding region runs from base 186 to 470 and encodes 94 amino acids. The record is from RefSeq and is a predicted model, not a curated record. The transcript has 4 exons. Gene Ontology annotation, molecular function: calcium ion binding; S100 protein binding. Gene Ontology annotation, biological process: regulation of heart contraction. NCBI's taxonomy places the organism in Eukaryota, Metazoa, Chordata, Mammalia, Primates, Galagidae. Gene Ontology annotation, cellular component: sarcoplasmic reticulum.
CCGGGUGCAGCGCUCACAAGAGCUGGAGCCCGCAGAUUGAGGUUUACCAGCAGGAGAGAGAGAGCGAACAGAGCCGGCCAGCGGGAGUGCUCUAUUGGCCAGAGCUCCAGCAGCCACACUUGGAGCCUUGACUGGCCACCUACAACCUGUUCCCACUUCUGGCUGGCUGACCGUGCACUGCUGUGAUGGGAUCUGAGCUGGAGACAGCGAUGGAGACCCUCAUCAACGUGUUCCAUGCCCACUCGGGAAAGGAGGGGGACAAGUACAAGCUGAGCAAGAAGGAGCUAAAAGAGCUGCUGCAGACCGAGCUCUCUGGAUUCCUGGAAGCCCAGAAGGAUGCAGAUGCUGUGGACAAGGUUAUGAAAGAGCUAGAUGAGAAUGGAGAUGGGGAGGUGGACUUCCAAGAGUAUGUGGUGCUGGUCGCUGCUCUCACAGUGGCCUGUAACAACUUCUUCUGGGAAAACAGUUGAGCAGACACCAGUGGGCAGCGCCUUUCCUCUCCGCCCUGCCAGACCUGCCUCUGCACCCUGCUUCCACCUCAACCCACUUCUCCCUCUCUCAUUCCCACUCUUGCACACUUCCCCACACACAUCCACAAAGGGCGCAGGAGCAGCAGCCUACAACUCAUCUUUCAUUAAAGGCUCCUCUCUCACCUGCCA